Colletotrichum truncatum is the source of this 741-nucleotide messenger RNA. Its product is annotated as short-chain dehydrogenase reductase sdr. NCBI's taxonomy places the organism in Eukaryota, Fungi, Ascomycota, Sordariomycetes, Glomerellales, Glomerellaceae. The record is from RefSeq and is a predicted model, not a curated record.
AUGGCCGUCAGCGAGAAUAGGAGCAUCGCAGUUGUUGGAGUCGGCUCCCUCAUGUCCAAGUCCCUUGUUAUAUGGCUAGCGGGUUUGGGAUGGAACAUCGCCCUAGUGUCGCGCUCUGAGAAGAGCUUGUCAGCCAUCGCGGACGAAGUGCGCUGCGCCCAGAAAGGCAAAGGCGGCAAGGUCGUUUACCGGGCUGCCGACGCUAGCGACCCUGUUAUACUGAAGGCCACUCUUGGCUGGUGUGUUGAACAACUCGGGGGCAAGUUGGAUGUUCUAAACUACAAUGCUGCCCGAGUCGCUUCCACCAGCGUCACCGACAUGAUGCCUGAUGACCUGGAGAAAGACUUCAAGGUCUCAGCUGUGGGCACCCUGGUUGCCGGUCAGUGGUUUGCCGAUAGUAACGCCAGAGUUGAUCGUGUUUCAGAGGGCGAAUGGCCACUUUUCCUCGUCACUGGCGGCGUCCUGGAUAAGGUGCCGGAACCAUCCUUGGCCUCGCUAUCCACUGUCAAAUCGGCCUCUCAGACACUCAGCCGACUGUUUGCCAUGGAAUUGCCUGAAAAAUCUAACAUUCUUGUCGGCAUGCCCCUGAUCUCCGGGCGCGUUGUCAAUCGAGGGGAAAGUGAAUACACCCCACGAUUCGAUGCGGAUACCGUUAUUGCUGCCGUUUUCCGGCCAUUCUUUGAAGAUCGCGAGAACCGACGUGACGGGAAAGAAGGAUGGACCGUUGAAAGGGUAUAUUGA